Messenger RNA from Daldinia vernicosa, 630 nucleotides. RefSeq lists its product as uncharacterized. Bases 1 to 630 code for a protein of 209 amino acids. The transcript has 4 exons. The record is from RefSeq and is a predicted model, not a curated record. Lineage: Eukaryota; Fungi; Ascomycota; Sordariomycetes; Xylariales; Hypoxylaceae.
AUGUCUUCCAUGACAAAGAAAACUGGAACGUCGGGACAUAUCUCCACCUCGUCUAACAACGAUGUAGACCUCGAGAGUAUUGCUUCGAUCAGUGAGGCACUAGCGGAUAUCCAAGACCGACUGCGCUGCUACCAUCGCAAGAGCCGUCAUGUCCGGUUUUCUGACGGCGAUGGGAUAGAAACUAUCGAAGUCCUCGUAAAGUUUAUCACCGCUACUCAGAAGUGUCUGGGGGCCCACUGUGAACAGCUUGAGAACAUUCGUUCCUAUAUCCAGGACAAAAAUCUCGGUAUUGUCAGUGAUAACAUGGGGGCUGUGAAUAAGCACAUUGUCGCUAUAAAGGGGCAGAUGGAAGAGUCGGUACGAGUUGCGUCACUGCUUCAGGUGCGCCUUGAGCUCCUACAGAAUGACCACGCCCAGCUUGUACAGGCCAACCAGAAGAACAUUAAGAAGGCCUUGCCGAGUAAUCAGGACGAGGAGGAGCGCCGAAGAGCACCCCGGAAAGGGCCCCAAGAGGAGCCAACAAGAACGAUGGAUUAUAAUAUAUAUUUCGUGCGAACUUUCUGCAUCGCCGCGUUAUUACUCAUGGCUUAUCUAGGAUACCGCGACGUAUUAUUCUAUGAGGAAGAAUAA